GAAUUCAUCAAGAAGCACAAGACUGAUCCUCGCGAGAACGCUCGUGGUCUCGCCAAGUUGAAGCUUGAGGGUGAGGGUGCUCGCAAGACCUUGAGCUUGGGUACCAACGCCAGCUUGAGCAUUGAGAGUCUCGCAGAUGGCAUUGACUUCGGCUCUACCGUCAACCGUACUCGCUACGAGCUUCUCUCCGGCAAGACCUUCGCCCAGUUCACCGGCUUGAUUGAGCAGGUUAUCCAGAAGGCUGGGUUGGAUGUCUUGGACAUUGAUGAGGUUAUCUUCGCUGGUGGUGCUUCGCACACCCCCAAGAUCGCCCAGCUUGCCCGCAACAUUUUCUCCGAGAAGACUAAGAUCCUUGCCCCUUCGACCUUCACUGGCGCCAUCAACCCCGCUGAGCUGGCCCCCAGGGGUGCCGCCAUCCAGGCCUCUCUUAUCCAGGAGUUUGAGCAGGAGGACAUUGAGCAGUCUAUCCACCCCAUGGUCACUGCCACUCCUCACCUGAAGAACGCUAUCGGUGUCGAGUUCACCUCCGGUGAGACCGUCGAGUUCCAGCCUCUCCUGAACACUGAAACUGCCCUCCCCGCUCGCCGUGUCGCUCAGUACGAUGCUCCCAAGGCCGGUGGCGAUGUCUUCAUUCGCGUCUGCGAGGGUGUCCGCGAGAUCAAGGUUACCAAGCCUGAGCCUAAGCCCAAGGAGGAGAAGCCCAAGACUGAGGACGAUGAGGAUGACUCCGACUUCGACUCCGAUGAGGAUGAGGAGGAAGAGAUCCGUGAGAUCGUCUGGAAGACCGAGAAGCCCAUUGCCGAGCUUGCCGUCAAGGGCGUUAAGGCCGGCAGCAAGGUCGAGCUGAUGGUCCACGUCAACGCCGACCUGGGUCUGCAGAUCACCGCUCGCGAAGUCGGCGGCCAGAACGCCGUCCGCGGUGCUGUGCAGGCUGCUUAA
Messenger RNA from Aspergillus nomiae NRRL 13137, 939 nucleotides. Its product is annotated as Hsp70 chaperone (BiP). NCBI's taxonomy places the organism in Eukaryota, Fungi, Ascomycota, Eurotiomycetes, Eurotiales, Aspergillaceae. Gene Ontology annotation, molecular function: ATP binding; ATP-dependent protein folding chaperone; ATP hydrolysis activity. Gene Ontology annotation, cellular component: cytoplasm. The transcript has 2 exons. The record is from RefSeq and is a predicted model, not a curated record. Gene Ontology annotation, biological process: protein refolding; cytoplasmic translation; 'de novo' cotranslational protein folding. The annotation marks the transcript as partial.